AUGGAGCGGUGCGUGGACGAGAGAGCAUUGAAAUCAAGUUUGCGUGGAGAGUUGCCGAAUAAAUCGACGCAGCAAGAGUUGUCGGAGGAACAACUCGUAAAAGAUUCCCUUUCCGGCUCGUCCUCCCAAGAACAAGCCGGCGAUGAUGGUUCCAAUUCCACCCAUUUCUCUGGAACCACUGACUCUAAGUCUCAUCUUCCUAGCGAACUUGCCGUUCCUAACGAUGAUUUUUCAGAGCUUGAAUGGGUUUCCCACUUUGUUGACGACUCCCUAUCAGGCUUCUCUCUUUCGUAUGUCGUUGGAAAACAGAAAGCUGAAACUCUUACUACGAACCAGUCCGAACAACCGGAGAAUAGACCAAGACCGAGUUCAACAACACGCCAGGCGAUAGUAGUGGUGGUGGCAAUGAUAGAAGCAGCAACUGUUGCAAACUUUUCUGGUAUGGAUUUAGAUCUAACCGUGGAUCCAAAUGAACCUACUGACUGUUUAUGUAACCAAGUUAGCUACGGUGAGAUGGUUGAUUGUGAUAAUCCCGAUUGCAAAAUAGAGUUUUGGGUGUGUUGGUUUGAAAGAACAACUGAAAGGAAAAUGGAGGACGAGUCUGGGGUUGCUAGUUUCAGUAGAUACAAACCUUGCCCCUCAACUGCUUGA
This is a messenger RNA of Juglans microcarpa x Juglans regia, 651 nucleotides long. RefSeq names its product inhibitor of growth protein 1 homolog. Bases 1 to 651 code for a protein of 216 amino acids. The record is from RefSeq and is a predicted model, not a curated record. The transcript has a single exon. Lineage: Eukaryota; Viridiplantae; Streptophyta; Magnoliopsida; Fagales; Juglandaceae.